This is a messenger RNA of Nycticebus coucang (slow loris), 1176 nucleotides long. It is a transcript of the gene DCDC2C, whose product is annotated as doublecortin domain containing 2C. The record is from RefSeq and is a predicted model, not a curated record. Lineage: Eukaryota; Metazoa; Chordata; Mammalia; Primates; Lorisidae. Gene Ontology annotation, biological process: intracellular signal transduction. The coding region runs from base 1 to 1176 and encodes 391 amino acids. The transcript is spliced from 10 exons. Gene Ontology annotation, cellular component: microtubule; microtubule organizing center.
AUGGGCACCCGCGGGCCCUACACGCUGGUGGACACCACGCCUGCCAAGACCAUCGUGGUGUACCGCAACGGGGACCAGUUCUUCGUGGGCAGGAAGUUCGUGCUGUCGCGGCGCCGCGUGGCCACCUUCGAGGCGCUGCUGGAGCAGCUGACGGAGCAGGUGGAGGCGCCGUUCGGGGUGCGGCGUCUGUACACGCCGAUGCGCGGCCGCCAGGUGCUGCAGCUGGACGCGCUGCAGGCGGGCGGCAAGUAUGUGGCCGCCGGCCGCGAGCGCUUCAAGAAGCUCGAUUAUAUUCACAUAGUUCCCCGAAAACCUACAAAGAUGAGAAAGUUGAAGGAAAUCAAACCGGUGGUACAUUGUGAUAUAGAUGUGCCUUCCAGGUGGCAAGCAUGCCCUCGUAUGUCCCGACAUAUAAAUGUUUUUACAAAUGGAAGAUUAUUUAUCCCACCUGUUAAAGUUAUUAUACCCAAAUUCAGUCUAUCAGAUUGGAAUGUCGUGCUGGCCAUGAUUGGAGAAAAGGUCUUUCCCCUAGGAGGCGUUCGGAAGUUAUAUACAAUGAAUGGGCAUCUUUUGGACAACUCAAAGGAUUUGCAAGAUAAUCAUUUUUACAUUGCUGGGGGCCUGGAGACCUUCAAACAUUUACCCUACUGGAAGUCCCCAAAGGUUCCCAUCGAGGUCCAGCAAAGGUACGAGGACAUUGGAAAACACUCACCAAGGAGGAAACAGGUGGAUUCCAAAGAAAAAGAACCUCAAAAAUCUGACAGCAUGGCAUCCGAAACACAGGACUCUGUUUAUUAUGCCAAAAGAGAGAAGAAAACAGUGGCAGAACCAGUGGUCCCAUGUGGCGCAGAAGGUGAUGUGUUUAAAGCACAGACGUCCAGCAAGGACAUGCAAGAGGCUCUGGAUGUCAAAGAGGACCAAGACGUGCACGUGGAGGUGCCCGUGGACCAGAUACCAGCCGAGAUAGUUAAAGAAGGUGACGAAACCUACGACAGCCCUCCUGGUUUUGAAGGCGGCCAGGAAUUCAUUGAGAGGAAAUCUCGGGAGAGUGCUGAAGGUUUUGAGCAAGGCGGGUCCUUCCCACUGGUGCGGCUUGCUCUGUGCCGCUGGGAACCAGCGCCCCUGCUGGUGUUCACCCAGAAAGUGCAAGACAAGACUAGCUACACUGAGCGCUAA